CAAGUGGACAGCUGUCUCAGACAGCUGUUAGAAUCAAAAUAUAGAACUAAACCGUUAGUCAAUUAUUGCAUAGUUUGCUAGGAUUGCGAUGUGCUGCGACGAUUUAAAAGCAAGCAACAACAACAGUAAUUAUUCUUCAAGAAUAUGCUUAAUGCAGGGCAGUAUAUGAAAGAUAAUACGUUGCACGCAUUACAGUGAAAGAACGAGUAGUAGAUUUUUUCUGGUAUUGAAAGGCAACUUAAUUAUGAUGUUUUGGGUAAUGUAAUUAUCUCCGAUUAAAAGAUGUGCUCCACAAUCGAGGACAAUGACGAUACCAUAGUAGCAAAGUUUAAGAAAGAUUAUACUGAACAGUUUUAUAUUCUGAUUCGAAUGCACUUGUCUUUUCUACUAGACUUGAAUACAAACGAAAAUGAUUGUAUGUUUGACAGAGCAAGAAUAAAAAAAUGGCAUCUGGUUCCAUUUGCAAAAAAAUCAAAAACUAAAACUGUGAUCAAUGGAGUUCCACUAAGUCAAGAAAAUGUAUGCCAAAUGCAUGUUUUGAUAGAAUUCUUAAAAAAUGAAGAGCAUCUUAAAAAUGAAGGAAUCUUUCGAAGGACAGGUUCAUUAGAAAGGCAGCAAGAAUUAAAACGACUGAUAAGCAACGGCAUGGCUGUGACUUUAGAAUCUGGAACAUAUAAUGUGCAUGAUUGUGCAUCGGUCCUGAAGAGUUUUUUAGCAGAAUUGGUAGAACCACUUUUGACAGAUGCACACUUCCCAACAUAUUGCCAGAUUUCAGAAACUUAUGGCACAAACUAUAGUGCCAGAGAGGCAAAGCUUUUGGAAAUCCUACAACUGCUUGUGCUUUUAUUACCCCCUGAAAACAGGGAACUUUUAGGAGAAAUAUUAAGCCUGCUGAAUUUGACAGCAUCAUUUCAAAGCUACAAUAAAAUGGACACUGACAAUUUAGCGAAACUGUUCAUGCCACAUCUUUUGUGUCCAAGAAAUUUAUCUCCUGAGGUGUUGUUAAAAGGUUCUCAGAAGUUAUUUGGAAUAAUCAGUUUUAUGAUUAAGAAAGCUUCAGAAUUGUUCAAAGUGCCACAAAAGUUAGUGUUAGAUUUUAGAGCAAAAUAUGAAAAGAAGAAAGUAUUAUCACCCACUAAGAGACUGAAUGAAAGUAUUAGUGAUACCGCAAGUACCGUUUUUACAUUUGUGGAUCAAGAAAGGACUGCCAAAGAGAAUGAGUCAAAUCCAACUGAGACAGCUUUAGCUCAGCUCUAUGCCCAUAUACAGAGCUUACCUGAGUCAUCUAAGAAACGUAAGUUAGUUAAACAGUUCAACAAGGAGAAUGGAAAUGGAACCCCAUGCCAAAUACUAAGGAGCUGUGCUCAGACCAAAAACAGAAGUCUAGGCGACGUUAUAAAAAGACGAAUCUUUCAGAAGAACUUGGCUAAUAAAAGAGAGCUCAUGUUUAGGUGUUCUAGCAGCUAUGAAAUUCCCCAAAGUCCACCAGAACCAUCCCCUUAUUCCAAAACUAAAGGGUUGCUUUUCUGUCACAGAAGUUACGAUUCUAGUGAAGAUUUGAGUGCAAAGGAAAGCCCAGCAAAAAAACUGAAGCAGUCCCGUUUGAGCGAGGAAAGUUCGGAGUCGGAAGGUUCUACUUUCAGAAUUAAUGAGGAAACGCAGCUUCUCAGAACCAAACUUAAGUUCUGAUCCGCUCGAUCCAGUUACAUGCGUGACCAGUACACCGGCACCCGCUCGUAUUAGAAACUGUGACAUUUUUGCGACACCUGAUGGGUACUGUAGAAGAUCGAUGUCUCCCAUCACAAGGUCGACGCAGAGGAUGAGCCAAACAAUGCAGGAAUCCAUGAUGACACCUCGAAGUCGCAAGCCGGUCCUCUUACUAUCAGGAACAAGUAUAUGUACCCUGCAUGGCACAAAACGCUCAAACGAGAUGUCAACGCUUUCCGAAAGUUCCGAUAACCAAUCAGUUGACAGAUUGCCCCUCCUUAGAAGAUCGUGGAGUGAGGGCGAUGUUCACGAGGUAUCAAAAGCUGAUGAGAUCAUAGCAAAAGCUUCCUUAUCAGAGGCAUUUAAAGAUUACCUGCACAGUCGAAAUAUGGAAGUUACAUCUCCACAGUCUUCAUUGAAUGAUUCUAGUUUUUCGAGUAGAGCAGAUGAUUUUAGUUACAUGGAGAUAAAUGAGCUGCCCUCUAAUGUAAAUGGAUCCUUAUUGCAAUGUCUGGAUGGUAGUGACUUACAGAAUAAUAGUGGCUUGAACGUAGAAGCAGAGAAGAGUAAGGAGCCCGUCUUGAAACCUCGGCAAUUUGACAAAGAAGGGAAACCGAUUGUUUUUGAAACUUCGUUUUAGAAUGGAAGCUUAGAUGUUUUAUACAAAUAUAGUCUAUAUUGAUAA
Molecule: messenger RNA, 2392 nt
Organism: Acanthoscelides obtectus
Lineage: Eukaryota; Metazoa; Arthropoda; Insecta; Coleoptera; Chrysomelidae
Source: the annotation of a GenBank genome assembly